Messenger RNA from Austrofundulus limnaeus, 511 nucleotides. It is a transcript of the gene rbm8a, whose product is annotated as RNA binding motif protein 8A. Gene Ontology annotation, cellular component: nucleus; cytoplasm. Gene Ontology annotation, molecular function: mRNA binding. Gene Ontology annotation, biological process: RNA processing. NCBI's taxonomy places the organism in Eukaryota, Metazoa, Chordata, Actinopteri, Cyprinodontiformes, Rivulidae. The record is from RefSeq and is a predicted model, not a curated record.
GGCUAUGCGCUGGUGGAGUAUGAGACGUACAAAGAGGCACAGGCAGCCAUGGAAGGGCUCAAUGGUCAGGAACUGAUGGGUCAGACCAUCAGUGUAGACUGGGCAUUCGUCAGAGGACCCCCCAAGAACAAAAGGAGGGGUGGCGGGCGAAGGCGCAGCAGAAGUCCAGACAGAAGACGGCGUUGAGUGGCACCUUUCGCAUCACAUGACGAGGCAGAUUUUCAUAAAAAUUAAACAUGGAUUUUUUUUCUUCUUUUGUACAUUUACAAUAAGUACCUGCUACACACAGCAACUCUUACUGAAGUAAGUAGUUAUACAAAAAAAGAAAGUUUAGUUUAACACUUAAAAGAAAAAUAUGUGGAACUGUUAGUGAAACUUUGUGUAACACUCAACACUGACGUGUUGUUUGUACAUGUUUAUAGUGUUCCUUCAAAUGUUUGAGUUUGUAUUUUAUGAUGAUGUGUUUUGUGUUUUUAUAAUGUAGGGAACAAUAAAGUUUUUAAAGAGCAAA